Messenger RNA from Platichthys flesus (European flounder), 4372 nucleotides. Its product is annotated as E3 ubiquitin-protein ligase TRIM35-like. Gene Ontology annotation, molecular function: zinc ion binding; protein binding. The record is from RefSeq and is a predicted model, not a curated record. The transcript has 3 exons. NCBI's taxonomy places the organism in Eukaryota, Metazoa, Chordata, Actinopteri, Pleuronectiformes, Pleuronectidae. The coding region runs from base 273 to 1655 and encodes 460 amino acids.
UUCCUUCUGAGACCUUCCCAUGAAACGUCCAGAGACAGAAGCUCCAGCAACAACUCGACAUAUCACCACAGUCUAAACGGUGAUCCUGCAACUAGACGUCCAACCUGAGAGUCAACUGAAGUGAUCACCCGGUACUGGAAACUCUGCUGAGACAGCGAGCUAAACCUGGAUCGUGGCCUACCGUAUGAUCCAGACCGAACCUGAUUCGCUUGCCAAGAAGACAUCAGACUCCAGUCCUGCCCGUCAGGUAGACAGCUUCACCUGGAGACUCAAUGGCUUCCAGAUCAGAAGAGGAUCUCUGCUGUCCCGUCUGCCGUGAUGUCUUCAGAGAUCCUGUCAUUCUGUCAUGUAGCCACAGCUUCUGUAGAGACUGUGUGGAGAACUGGUGGAAAGACAAAGAAGAAAAAUUGUGUCCACUUUGUAAGAGUAGAUCUUCAAAGCGUAAACCACCUUGUAACCUGGUGUUGAAGAACCUGUGUGAGGCCUUCAUACUGGAGAGAGAUCAGAGCUCUUCACCUGCUCUCUGCAGUCUGCACUCAGAGAAACUCCAACUCUUCUGUCUGGACCAUCAGCAGCCAGUGUGUGUCAUCUGCAGAGAUUCAGAAAAACACACCGGCCACAGAUUCAGACCCAUCGAUGAAGCUGCACAACAACACGAGAAGCAGCUUCAGGAAAAUCUGGAGCCCUUGAAGAAGAAGUUACAGAGUUUUGAAUGUGUUAAAUUAGAGUUUGAACAAACAGCAGAACACAUUAAGGUCCAGGCCGGACUCACAGAGACACAGAUCAAGGAGCAGUUUGACAAGUUUCAUCAGUUUCUGGAGGAGGAAGAGGAGGCCAGGAUGGCUGCACUGAGGGAGGAAGAGGAGCAAAAGAGUUGGAUGAUGAAGAAGAAGAUUAAGGCUCUGAGCAGAGACAUAACGUCUCUUUCAGACACAAUCAGGACCACAGAGGACGAGCUGAGAGCUGAAGACAUCCCGUUCCUGCUCAACUACAAGGCUGCAGUGGAACGAGUCCAGCAGCGCCCCCUGCUGGAUGAUCCACAGCUGGCCUCAGGAGCUCUGAUAGACGAGGCCAAACAUCUGGGCAACCUGAGCUUCAACAUCUGGAACAAGAUGAAGGACUUGGUCUCCUACAGUCCUGUGGUUCUGGACCCAAACUCUGCUAAUCCAUGGCUCGCCCUGUCUGAAGAUCUGACCAGUGUGAGACGAGAAGAGAGACAGACGUUUCCUGACAAUCCAGAGAGGUUUGAUAAACACGCCUCAGUCCUGGGAUCUGAGGGUUUUAACUCAGGGACUCACAGCUGGGACGUCCUGGUUGGAGACAGUACAAGCUGGACACUUGGUGUAAGAGCAGAGUCUGUCCAGAGGAAGGGAUACAAACUGUCUGGAUCAUGGAGAAUAUCGCUCUCUGAAGGUAAAUACAAAGCAGUGUCACCAUCAGGAUCAACUGUUCUCUCUGUGCAGAAGAUCCGGAGGAUCAGAGUGAAACUGGACUGGAACAGAGGAGAACUGUCGUUCUCUGAUCCUGAUACUAACAAACACAUUCACACGUUCACACACACUUUCACUCAGAAGAUGUUUCCAUUCUUUAGCAUUAUAGAUCCCUUGAAGCUGUUACCUGUGAAUGUCUCUGUGAUGCUGGAUCAGAGCAGUUAGAGAUGAAGAAUUUAUUCAUCCUGUUUAUUUCUUGGAGAGAAAUCUGCUGAAUUUAAAUGUUAAACUCGUUAUUCUAUUAUUAUUUUAAUAAUUUUCUGAUCUUUGUCUUUGGUUUGUUUUUUACUUUCAUGGAAAAUGUUUUCUAUCAUUUAGAUUUUGUGUGGAUCCAUGAAGUCGAGCAAACUGAUGAAGAUCCACAUAAAAACACAUUUAUCAAUAACAGCUGAUCAUUUCUCACAUUCAACAAACUUUAUUCAAUCUCACACAUUUUAAUUUUUUUUUGAUUUCAGUCUUUUGGUUUCCUGUUUUAUUUUGUAGUCUGUGUUCCUUGUGUGUCGGCUCUGUCUUAACUUCCUGUCGUUGAUUUGAUAUGUUUCACCGUGGUGAGAUAUGGUUUGUCUUGUCCUGCUGUCUCGACCAGCUUUCCCGUCCGGAUCUUCUGUGUUCCCCGUGCACCUGGACGCACAGCUUCUGCUCCUGUUUUCUCAAGAGUAGGCACCAGUGUUUUUGACUCUCCAGCAGUCACCUGUUAGUAUUAUGUUUUGUUUUUGUCUUGUUUAAAGACUCUUUUUAUACUAAAUACCUUUUUGCUUAUAACCUCUGCAUCCUGGGUCCAUCUACCUCCACAAACCUUAACAGAACGAUCCGACCACAUUAUGGACAAAGCGCAGAUGAAUUUAUUUUACCGAAAAGUUUUUUAUUUUGAUACAGUGAUCCAGGCACCCGACACCAAGCUAAAACAUUUGGGGAUAUUUCAGUGGUGGAGGCAUGGCUGAAAGAAUGGCCAUGGGUGAGCCAUUUUGUCCCGUACCUCGUGGAGGUGCAGGACAGACUAGAAAAAUACUGCAACCCUCCAGCCCCAUCCUCAAACCCUUUGAGGCAACCCGCCUGGCCCGUGGUGGACCCCGCAGCCUGCAGAGGAGGUCUGCGGUUGGGGGCCCCUCACAUCUAGAGCCUUCUCACAUGCAGCAGCCUACAGCCCCUUCUGAUGACCGAUACCUGGGUGGCUGUUGGGCUUGAGGAGGUUGCCAGCCUCCAAAAAGGUUCUGGUGUGGACGGUGGAGGGGGGGCAUCCAUAGCAGAAGCCUCUCUCUCUAGCAGCAUGCUCACAGGCACCAACCACCUCCAGCCCCGACUGGGCCCCAGCCAGACCCAGUCCCUGCUCCGCGCCGGAGGCUCCCAGCUGACGUCCCCUGUGUUUUGGCGUCAGAGAUCCUCACUGCACCUGCUCCGGUCCCUACUCCUCGCGGAAGGCUCCUGUCUGCCGUCCCCUGUGUUCCGGCGUCUGAGGUCCUCGUGGUGCCAGCUCCAGUCCCUGUCCCGCGCCGGAGGGUCCCGGCAGACUCCACUCUGGUUCCGGCGUCGAAGGUCCUCGCGGUGCCAGCUCCAGUCCCUGCUCCAGUCCCUGUCCCGCGCCGGAGGGUCCUGGCAGACGCCACUCUGGUUCCGGCUUCGCAGGUCCUGCCAGCUCCAGUCACUGUCCCAUGCCGGGGGGUCCUGGCAGACGCCACUAUGGCUCUGGCGUCCGAGGUCCUCGCGGUGCCAGCUCCAGUUCCACAGACGCCACUCUAGUUCAGGCGUCGGAGAUCCUCACGGUGCCAGCUUCAGUCCCUGUCCCGCACCGGAGGGUCCUGGCAGACGCCACUCUGGUUCAGGCGUCGGAGAUCCUCGCGGUGCCAGCUUCAGUUCCUACCCCGAGUCCAGGGUUGGGGUCGGAUCUCUUGCCCUCUGCCCCUGGCCAGUCUUUGGGCCGCCCGCCUGAGGAGCUCCCCUGCUUGGCUCCUGACCGGCACCCGGGCUGUCCACCGGAGCCCUUGUUCUCUGCCCUUGAGCGGCCACGGUGCCUACCUCCCGAGCCUCAGAACUCUGCCUUUGAGCGGCCACGGCGCCGCCCUCCUGAGCCUCAGAACUCUGCCUUUGAGCGGCCACGGCGCCGCCCUCCUGAGCCUCAGAACUCUGCCUUUGAGCGGCCACGGCGCCGCCCUCCUGAGCCUCAGAACUCUGCCUUUGAGCGGCCACGGUGCCGACCUCCCCAGCCUCAGAACUCUGCCUUUGAGCGGCCACGGCGCCGCCCUCCUGAGCCUCAGAACUCUGCCUUUGAGCGGCCACGGUGCCGCCCUCCUGAGCCUCAGCGCUCUGUCCCUGAGCGGCCACAGAGCCGUCCACCCGAGCUCCAGGGCAUGUCCCGGAGUCCCUCCUCCCUCCCGUGGCAGUUCAUGUUUUAGGCUGUCCGGCCCUUGAAGGGGGGGUACUGUAAUGUUCUGUCAUUUUAGUUUGUUGAUUUCAAUCUUUGUGUUUUCUGUUUCCUGUUUUAUUUUGUAGUCUCUGUUCCUUAGGUGUCGUUUCUGUCAUAUUUUCCUGUCGUUGAUUGUCGUCCUCAAUCCUCAUGUGUUUCACCUGUGUUUAAUUGCCCCUGCCCUCCCUGUGUAUUUAAGCCUCUGUGUUUUUUAUGUCCUCUGUCGAAUCGUUUGUUCUCUUACUAGUUUCUACACGUCGUGAGAUAUGGUUUGUUAUGUCCUGCUGUCUCUACCAGCUUUCCCGUCCGGAUCUUCUGUGUUCCCCAUGCACCUGGACGCACAGCUUCUGCUCCUGUUUUCUCAAGAGUAGGUACCAGUGUUUUUGACUCUCCAGCAGUCACUUGUUAGUAUUGUGUUUUCGUUUUUGUCUUGUUUAAAGACUCUUUUUAUAUUAAAUACCUUUUUUGUUUAUAACCUCUG